Molecule: messenger RNA, 2794 nt
Organism: Aedes aegypti (yellow fever mosquito)
Lineage: Eukaryota; Metazoa; Arthropoda; Insecta; Diptera; Culicidae
Product: G2/M phase-specific E3 ubiquitin-protein ligase
Exons: 5
Coding region: 239-2554 (771 amino acids)
Cellular component (GO): nucleus
Source: RefSeq, a predicted model, not a curated record
AAAACACAGUUUUGCCGCCAUCGCUUCGAACGAACCGCCAGAAUCACAAACUGGAGCUGGUUUUGCGGGUGGCGCGUUUUAAUUUUAUGCCUCGUCGUCGGCUGCGCUGAAAAAAGUAAUUAGUGAGCGAUUAACUAGUGAAUUGGAGUUCUGAAUUGGUGAAAUUUUAGUGCACAAUGUGGUGAUUGUAUCGAUGAGUUGAUUUGCCGUGGUAUUUGGUCGAAAAUCAUACGAAAAAAUGCGUCAAACGAGAUCUACUCCGAAGACCGCCUCGAAAAAGACUCCGUCUUCGUCAUCGAAGUUCCCGUCUUCCUGCUGUUUCAUUUGCAAGAGCCCCGAAAAUGACGAACUCUUUCUGGGGAAGUUCCACAAAAAGUGGCGCCUUCAGGUGCACUAUCAUUGCUUGCUUCUGACCUCGAAUCUGGUUCAAAAUGGGGACGAUGAGGAGGGAAUUUUCGGAUUCAUGGAGGAGGACAUCAGGAAUGAAGAAGCCCGGAUCCGAGGCCAGAAGUGCUACAUCUGCAAGGAACAGUAUGCCAAUAUAUCGUGCUGCGCCAAGAAGUGCUUCCGUACGUUUCAUACCGUUUGUGGCCUGAAGAAUGGUUGUCUGUCCCACUAUGUGGACACGUUCCAGUCCUGGUGUGAUAAGCACAUCGAACUGGUUGACGCGGAGAAACAUUCGGAGACGGAAGCCUGCGGGAUUUGCUACGAUGAAAUGGGACCGUACCGGAAGCUGGAGUCGAUUCGUGCCCCGUGCUGUCAUAAUGGCUGGUUCCAUCGGCGAUGCGUGGCCCAAUUUGCCCAAUCGGCCGGGUAUUUCUUCAAGUGCCCUCUGUGUAACAACAAGGACGACUUCAGCCAGUUGAUUCGACAGCGUGGGGUGUACAUUCCGGAAAAGGACGCCUCAUGGGAGCUGGAACCGAAUGCAUUCGACGAUCAGUUGGAACGUCCUUCGGAGUGCGACGCGGAGGAAUGCCGUUGUCGAUACGGUCGAGAUUUUGACGACUGCAAGCGAUGGGAUCUUAUAAUGUGUGCAACAUGUGGCUCAACUUGUCGUCACGAUCAGUGCAUGGAUGUGCCCUCGAAAAACUACGUUUGCACCUUUUGCCGGCCGAUUGUGGGUGACGAGCCUCCAGCUGGUGUGUUGGAGUUGGCAGAAGCAUCCAGAAGGGCGGAAGAAGCUAGACGAGCAGCGGCAGAAAAAGAAAACGGUUCCGGUGGGAGCAGACGAGACAAUUCACGAAACUCGAGAAACAGAGCUCGAGAUGGAUCUCAAUCGGACUGCUCCGAUUCGGACAGUUCAGUGGAAGACACUUCAACAAAACGCAAGAAGACCAAAAGAUGCAUUGAAUCGUCUGAAUCUAGUGCUUCCUCUCCAAUCAUUACCAAUAAAAAACGCAAAUCCCAGAAAAGACUAACCGUACUUGAUAGCGAAGACAGCGAUUCGGACGUAGUACCGAAACGGAGAAAGUCAAUCACUCAAAGGCGAUUGUCUUCCUCUUCGUCCUACUCUUCGCUAAUUUCUUCUAACGGAGAAGAAAUCAGUUUGAAGGAGUUGGUUCAGAAGAUUCCCCUUCCGCGAGGGGCAUCGGUCGAGAAACUAAUCAACGCGAAACCAGUCGUAAAAGUGGAAAAGCUGUCAGAGGAAAAAAUCAAAACCCUAGCAUCCUCCGAGAACGAGGACGAAGAAGUGUCAUCGACGGGUUCGUCAGCCGUCUUCGACUUCAACUACCGUGUCAAGUUGAACAGGAAGCAACGGCACAAAUCGAUGAUCGAAAUGCCGGCCAUCAAGGAAGCUAUCCGCUCCGACACGGACACGCUGACCGAUGCCUCAGUCGGUGGGAAAGAGGCUAUAUCCCGUCCGAAAACACCCGCCAGCCAGAAACCGUUCGCCAAGCAGUUCAAGCUGAAACUGCUGGGCUCCAAAUCGGGGCCACGGAAGCGUUCUACCAGCGAAUCAGAUCCGGACGUUAUUGCAGCGAAGAAACCAUGUUCAACAAUGGAUCUACCGCCCAGCAAGUCUCGCAUAUCGCUGUUUCCCUCUCAAGACGAGGAAAAUACCUGCCCCAACAGUCCUAGGAAGGCCUCCAUCGAACCAAUCGCCUUCGAAUCUGCCCAAGAGUCGCAGAAAAUCCCAGCACCUUCUCCGGUAAAGAUGAAACUUUCCAACCACAACCAGCCAUCCAUCGUGUUCCCGCCCACUCCCCCAACAUCCACUGGGGAAAGCACUAAAUCGGCGUCGCAUAUUUCCCACCAGCAGAAGACGCUGAAUGCAUUCUUCAAGAUAAACUCCCCGGUGGAGGAUGCAUCCGGUGAUGUCGUCGUUGGCCCGGAAGCUGCUGCCGUAGGACAAUCAUCCCAGAGUAGUGCAAUAGGAGGGACCGCGACCGAAAGAAAUUGUAGCAGCAGCAGCAGCGGCGGAAACAGCGCAAAGAUUGGGAAGAGUGUGAAAAAAUCGGCCGCAACCAAGACGCCGAAAAGUGCGCCGCGGAAAAAGCUGAUCCAAAUGGAUCGAAGCCAACGCAAUCUACUGGAUUAUUUCAAUCGCUGCUGACGCUCAAACCCCGGAGAGCGGACUGUUUGAUUUCGUUGCACACUGGACCCAGGACAUUGUUCCGAUAUGGAGCGGAUUAUUUUUGACAUUGCAUUAUUUUUCUCAGUUUAUCACUACAAAUUUUAUAUUGAUUAAAAUGUCAGUUUUUUUUUAUACAUUAUUGAUGAGAAUUCGAUAUUAGGUAGGUAUCGUAGAGUGAAUUAUAAAUAAAGCGCAUAAUAGUAAUGCUCGACAAACGUG